UUUACCUCUCCUCAUAUUCUUACUGCUUCAAACCAGAGACAGAGAGAGAAAAACUGAAAAAUGGGAACCUCCAAGCGCGACUGUUGUCUUCUCCUGAUCUGUGCAAUACUAGCCGUCCAAGUGGCGGUGUCAACCUCAUCAACGGCAGCCGUUGAUUUCAUUCCGAUGGCACCGGGUUGCCGUGGAUCCAUCGCCGAGUGCUUGAUGAGCGGAGACGAAGAUUUCGAGAUGGAGCUGGCCAUGGACAGUGAGAUCAACCGGCGUAUCUUAGCAAUUAACAAGUAUAUAAGCUACGGUGCGCUGAGGAGGAACACUGUGCCUUGUUCGAGACGCGGCGCCUCGUAUUACAACUGCCGACCAGGAGCUCAGGCCAACCCCUACACUCGUGGGUGCAAUCGCAUCACGCGCUGCAGGAAUUAAAUUUUUUUUUUAAUUUUUUAUUUGGGGUGUUUAUAAUUAUAAUUAAUUAUGUGAUUGUUAUGUGUUAAUUUUGUGCGCCCACAGAUGCUUAUGAUGGGUUUAUGGAAUAAAAUAAAAUUUGAAAAAAAAUUAUUGGAUUAUUAAUUUA
Messenger RNA from Hevea brasiliensis (rubber tree), 568 nucleotides. RefSeq names its product protein RALF-like 33. Lineage: Eukaryota; Viridiplantae; Streptophyta; Magnoliopsida; Malpighiales; Euphorbiaceae. The coding region runs from base 61 to 420 and encodes 119 amino acids. The transcript has a single exon. The record is from RefSeq and is a predicted model, not a curated record.